This is a messenger RNA of Haliotis rufescens (red abalone), 1659 nucleotides long. RefSeq names its product A disintegrin and metalloproteinase with thrombospondin motifs 9-like. NCBI's taxonomy places the organism in Eukaryota, Metazoa, Mollusca, Gastropoda, Lepetellida, Haliotidae. Gene Ontology annotation, molecular function: zinc ion binding; metalloendopeptidase activity. The transcript is spliced from 5 exons. The coding region runs from base 233 to 1180 and encodes 315 amino acids. The record is from RefSeq and is a predicted model, not a curated record.
ACAGUGGUUAAUUAGUAAUUAAGGGCGUGAUGUUUGGUAGUUUGUUAGAUGUUUGGUUAGUGGUAGCAUUAUUUACUCUCUCCCGCUGCUUAAGAAAAGAUCAUGUAGCCGACACUGUACCAUUGAUCCAAAGACGGCAUGAUUGAUCACAAUAGGGUAUAUAUAUAAACCAUACAUAAGUAGGCUUAGUACGAAAGUAGGCUUUGAGCUGACAGCAUUCUGUUUAAGCAAAAUGUCGAAGACAUUUCUCGUUCUGAGAAUAAUUUUUAAUUAUAUUCCAUGUUUGGCAUUUCUUCAAAAUUCCCGUUUCAUAAUGCAAGAUUUUGUUGAUAAUCCAUACGACAGAAACUUUUUUUUGAUGGAUCAUAAAGUCGUGUCCAAGGUAUCAUGUGCUGGUGCCUGCGACAAGGAUGUGUUUUGUCUCUCGUUUUAUUACAGCAAGGAAGAAAAACGUUGCCUUACCAACACCUUCGUACUCCAUCCUUCCGAGUUAACCCAGAGUACCCAAGGCUCCUUUCAGUACUUUGUGAAGGAGGUGAUCAAGAGACCACGAACCUGCUCUGAAGUUAAACAGAAUGAUCCGGCCAGCGUUGAAGGCCACUAUUGGCUCUUCCCUGAAGCCUCCAGUCUGUACGGCAACAGAGUGAGGAUAUACUGUCACAAUAUGUCUGAAACAACACCCCUCGAGUACAUCUCCUUGUUCAACCCCAAUGUCGGAGUGUUUCCCGCUCUGAGAAACGCAGAUUGCACGAAUGAGGUGGUAAUGUCCUCGGGGUACGAGGGCACCACGACCUUCUACAAGGUGAAGGUCAUGGUUGAUUCAGUGAGAGUUGUGACACACAACUACGACUACACCUUUGCGAACUGGACGGGCAAGCGGUAUCCCUAUGGAGCAGCAGGAGAUUGUUACUCCCCUCAGUCGCCAACCCAGAAGGGUCCAUGUGGACCUGUUGGAUCAUUUCACAUUAACUUUGAUGGUACAGGACUGAGGACCUAUGGCAAGACAUCGUGGAGAGCAUCCAACGAUACCAACAUAUCUUUCAAGGCUUCAUCUUCGUCCAAUAUCAAGGUGAUUUGUGGAGGAUUAUGUGGGUACUGCUACAUCAAGGGGCCGGGCCUGACCUUGACAGUUAACAGAGAAGAAAUGAUCGAUCAAGAUUCGGCCAUUGUGGUUGUCUGAGCGGCAUUGUACUCGGUGAUAUUGCACUGUAAAAUUACCCGGCGAAAUGAAUGUCCCAAUGCUUCGAUAUUCAUUGCAGAUUGAUAUAAUGCCUGGCAAUAAUUAAUGAAUACUGCCUAUGAAGAUCUAAUCAAGAAAUAGACUUUUAUUUAUUAGUAUACAAUGCGCAUAACUUGGAACAACGUUUCAAAUCCUUUUAACCCUUAUCCUCAUUGUACAUCUGGCUACAUUACCUAUCUGCUAUUUGUUAUCCUCAUUGUACAUCUGGCUACAUUACCUAUGUGCUAUUUGUUAUUCUUGUUAGAUCUGGCUUUAUCCAAUUAUCUGUAUGCUACUUGUUAUCUAUUACCUGUUGUUGUCAAUGUUUAUCUGCUUAUCACAAGGUGUCAUGCAUGUAUACCUCUCAUCACUUGGGGUUGUUGUCACUCCAGCUUGAUAACGGUGUAAGAAUCUACAUGGACAAGCGUCUAUAUGCAAUA